This is a messenger RNA of Linnemannia hyalina, 1722 nucleotides long. NCBI's taxonomy places the organism in Eukaryota, Fungi, Mortierellomycota, Mortierellomycetes, Mortierellales, Mortierellaceae. The record is from the annotation of a GenBank genome assembly.
AUGGCCUUUCCCUCUCUCUUGUCCGAGCACGAACAAAAGGCCUUUUCCGCAUUCCUCGGCCAGCUCGCUGAAGAAGAACGAUCCAAGCCUCACAACCAACCUGGAUCACAACCUCUCCUCGGUGGACAUGACUACCAUCAACAUCAACAACAUCAGCACCAGGGCCGUCCUUCUCCUCAGAGCCACCUUCAACUGAACCCGGUCUUGUCCUCCCAACAUGGUCCAAGCAGCCCAAACAGAGUUCGUUCAGUGCCCUCAGAUCUUCCAUUGUCAAUGGCUCAGCAGCAACAACACGAAUGGGCGCCACAACAAGUGAACGCAAACCAGUUGUUGGCAUCUGGAGGCGUUCUUGAUCCCCAGACCAUGAGCCAGGCGUUUCUCCAGAACCCCGAACUGAUGGCGCAGGCCAGUGCGAUUUCGCAGGCAAUGGUGCUCGCACAACAACAACAACAGCAACAGCAACAACAGCAGCAACAGCUACAACAGCAGCAACAGCAACAACAACAACAGAUACAACAACAGAUUCAAGCACAAGAGCAGAUGGCUCACCAACAACACAACUCGAACCCAAACCUUCAUCUGCAUGAAACUCGCUCUCAGGACCUUCACCCACAGCCGCAUCACUAUCAACAACAUCCUUCCUCAGAACUUUAUCCACAGUACCAACAACAACAGCAAAUCCCGUCAUCUUUUCACAAUGGAUACUCUGACCCAAGCAUGCCAAUGGGAAUUGAUCCUUCAUUCGAGACGGGCUUUGGACCAGCAAGGACAGUCAAGAAGAGGAAGUCCCAGACCAGUCUCCAUGGAGGACAUACAUCACGAUCGAGUGGAACCCCUCCCCCUCUUCCAUCGAACACUGGUGCCAUCCAUCAUUCGACAUCUUCGGCGUACGUGUCAACAUCACCCGACGGAUACUACGAGAGCGAGCACGCAGCGUAUUUUGACCAAGGACAAGAGUUCACUCCGCCUUCCAAGAAAUCUGCUCGUCGCAAGGGGUCCUCGGCCAACGAUUAUCAAUAUACUUCAUCAAGUCCCACCUACAAGGCUGGCCAGCGGUCAAGCCACGAUGGUCAUGAUUCGGGCCAUUCUGCUGGCAGCGUCGGUGGUGUUCAGCGUAAGACAAGCGAGGCAUCGUUCUACGUGGUGACUGGUCGAACCAGCAGAGACGGCAGCGAGGAUAUGGGUCAUGGCAAUGAUCACACCAACUACCAGCACCCACACCCGCACCACCAUAAUGGAUACUACUCAAACGGACUGAGCAUGAACUACACGGCUGAACAGAUUGCUGAGGGCGACGAGGCCAUGAUGUCGAAGCUCAACAACCACAAUCGCCACCCAUACUCAGACGACCAGGAAGACCCCUCUCGCGCACUCUCUCCACAGCAGAACAACUCUUUGAACCAGAUGCAACCGCGAGGGCCAGGAAAGAAGCUGCCCCAUGAGCUGUUGACGGACGCAGAAAAGAAAGCGAACCACAUUGCGUCGGAGCAGAAGAGGCGCCAAAAUAUCCGCUUCGGAUUCGAUUCUUUGGUCGAAAUUGUUCCCACGUUAAGCGAGUGCCAACGCAGCGAGGCGCUCAUCUUGCAGAAAUCUGUAGAUUACAUCCAGCGCCUUCUGGAGCAAAAGAAUGAGCUCAAGAACAAAGUGCGGGACCUCCAGGUCAACCUUGGAGAAUCAGCGGAUGGCGAUGAAUCUGCAUCCGAAAUGGAGUACGAGGAGUAA